Dama dama (fallow deer) is the source of this 1613-nucleotide messenger RNA. RefSeq names its product phosphorylase kinase catalytic subunit gamma 2 (gene PHKG2). Lineage: Eukaryota; Metazoa; Chordata; Mammalia; Artiodactyla; Cervidae. The transcript is spliced from 10 exons. Gene Ontology annotation, cellular component: phosphorylase kinase complex. Gene Ontology annotation, molecular function: phosphorylase kinase activity; ATP binding; calmodulin binding. Gene Ontology annotation, biological process: protein phosphorylation; glycogen biosynthetic process. The record is from RefSeq and is a predicted model, not a curated record. Bases 130 to 1350 code for a protein of 406 amino acids.
GGGGCCUGAGGUCUUCGCCGGCACAGCCUGUGGGUAAGGUAAGAGGCUAGGGGCGAACCCCGCGACAGGGCAGCCUCUGAUCAACUCUGGCUUCUCUCUCCGCCCCCGCUGGCCCCCACCUCUUUCAGAAUGACAUUGGACGUGGGCCCAGAGGAUGAGCUGCCCGACUGGGCUGCGGCCAAAGAAUUUUACCAGAAGUACGACCCUAAGGACGUCAUUGGCAGAGGAGUGAGCUCUGUGGUCCGCCGCUGCGUUCAUCGUGCUACUGGUCAGGAGUUUGCGGUGAAGAUCAUGGAGGUGACAGCCGAGCGGUUGAGUCCUGAGCAGCUGGAGGAGGUGCGGGAGGCCACGCGGCGGGAGACGCACAUCCUUCGCCAGGUCGCCGGCCACCCCCACAUCAUCACUCUCAUCGAUUCCUACGAGUCUUCUAGCUUCAUGUUCCUGGUGUUUGACCUGAUGCGGAAGGGAGAGCUGUUUGACUAUCUCACAGAGAAGGUGGCCCUCUCAGAAAAAGAAACCAGGUCCAUCAUGAGGUCUCUGCUGGAAGCAGUGAGUUUUCUCCACAACAACAACAUUGUACACCGAGACCUGAAGCCCGAGAAUAUUCUCCUAGAUGACGAUAUGCAGAUCCGACUUUCAGAUUUUGGGUUCUCCUGCCACCUGGAACCUGGCGAGAAGCUUCGAGAGUUGUGUGGGACUCCAGGGUAUCUAGCACCAGAGAUCCUUAAGUGCUCCAUGGAUGAAACUCACCCAGGCUACGGCAAGGAGGUCGAUCUCUGGGCCUGCGGGGUGAUCUUAUUCACACUCCUGGCGGGCUCCCCACCAUUCUGGCACCGACGCCAGAUCCUGAUGUUACGUAUGAUCAUGGAGGGCCAGUACCAGUUUAGUUCACCUGAGUGGGACGACCGUUCGGACACUGUGAAAGACCUGAUCUCCAGGCUGCUGCAGGUGGAUCCUGUGGAGCGCCUGACAGCGGAGCAAGCCCUCCAGCACCCAUUCUUUGAGCGCUGUGAAGGCAGCCAAGCCUGGAACCUCACCCCCCGCCAGCGGUUUCGGGUGGCAGUGUGGACCGUGCUGGCUGCUGGACGGGUGGCCUUAAGCGCCCACCGUGUCCGGCCACUGACCAAGAGUGCGCUGUUGAGGGACCCUUACGCGCUGCGGCCAGUGCGGCGCCUUAUCGACAACUGUGCCUUCCGGCUGUACGGACACUGGGUGAAGAAGGGUGAGCAGCAGAACCGGGCAGCCCUCUUCCAGCAUCGGCCCCCGGGGCCUUUUCCCAUUUUGGGCCCUGAAGAGGAGGGGGACUCGGCUACUAUCGCUGAGGAUGAGGCCAUGCUAGUGCUGGGCUAGCACAUCAUCCCGGAGGAUGCAGAACUCUUCAAGAGAAGGAUCUUUAUCAUUCCAGCCCCUCUGGGCUCUGGCCACAGGCCACCAUUGACCAGGCCCACCACCAAUCAUACUAUCAUAGAGACCAGUGUGGUACACCUACCCCCGCUGGCCAGGGCUUUGAGAUCAGAGCUGGGGUGGCAGAGAGCCACCCAGGGUGCCACGCCUGGCCUUAUCUGUGCUGCCUGCACCACGUAUGCAAUAAAACCUGCUACACACCAGAGAGA